Messenger RNA from Phlebotomus argentipes, 4546 nucleotides. It is a transcript of the gene Hyccin, whose product is annotated as hyccin. The record is from RefSeq and is a predicted model, not a curated record. Bases 497 to 2098 code for a protein of 533 amino acids. Lineage: Eukaryota; Metazoa; Arthropoda; Insecta; Diptera; Psychodidae. Gene Ontology annotation, biological process: protein localization to plasma membrane; phosphatidylinositol phosphate biosynthetic process. Gene Ontology annotation, cellular component: plasma membrane. The transcript is spliced from 4 exons.
UAAUCACAAUAUUUUAUGUUCAAUAAUUUAUUGCUGUUUUAUUUAUUCAUGUGAGAAUUUUGCUUAAAGUAAUUUUUUACACCGUGAACUUCUUUCAACCAUCAGCGCCAACUUGUGGGAAUUCGGUGACAUCAUUUUCGCAAAUCGAAACGUCACGGGAAAAAUCAUGGUUGCAAGAAAAUUGUUAGUGUGUCUGGAUGAGAAAAUGUGCAAUUCUAAUUGAUUCUGUGGCUGGGCGUGAUGUUUUCCGAUUGAUAUCACACCCUCGCUUUGUGUUAAAUCCGCAACAUUUGGUGUAAAUAGGUGUUUUUGCUGGCUUUUCUCUGCACACAACAGCUUCUCACCCACGAAAUCGUGAUUGUGACUUUUCCGCCGUCAUUUCCACGGGAACGUCCUCAAAGUGAGUGCUCACUUGAGGGUUCUCGCAGUGCUGGGCCUCGCAGUGGGUGGAGAACAGCGUGGUGCUGAAGCCUGAGAUGUGCCAGUGAGUUGCCCAAUGGCGGAGUCACUCGUUGCCGACUGGAUUGCUGACUACUCAUCGCUGGACGCAUCUGAGAUCCGGACGUUCGCUGCCCAGCAUGAGCACAACCACGAGAUCUCCAGCGCCCUGUUCAGCAUCCUCAAUGAGAGGCACAAAUACUCUGACUUGUUGCAUUCAAUAUGCAAUCAAUUCUACAGCUUUUACAAGUCCAGCGAGACAGAAUUGCGCCGAUUCACGCUGCAAUUUGUGCCGAUUCUCAUUUACAACUACCUGAACGCCGUGUCGCAGGGCGACAAGAAGAGCUGUCGCAGCGUGGAGAUGCUCUUGCUGGUGAUUUACAACAUCGAGAUCAGCAAUGAAGACGGUCAGCCGCGCGUCGUGUCAUUCCGCAUGCCAGUAUUAGCUCAGGCCUCGAUUUACCACGAGGAGAAGAGUCUGCACGCCACGGAUCUGCGCCGGUGGGAGGAGAACUGCAACAGGGACGUGUCGUGGGGCCCCAUGCCCGAGCUGGAGCACCUCAAUGCCCAGAACCGUCUCAGAGUGAUGACGGCGCUCAUGUUUGUCUACAAUCAGCAGCUGAGCCAGAUCCAGAAGCCGGCGCUCUAUCAUCUGUGCCGGACGGCGUCGCAGCUCGUGAAUCAGGGCUUCUCGCGCGUGGGUCACGCGCACAGGGCGUCCUAUGGCACCGACCCGAACGCCACGGUGGCCAUGCGACCGCUGCCGAGGAUCCCAGUGUCGGGGGCGUUCCUCCUGGAGCUUCUGCAAGCCGUGUAUUUUGCCAUGUUCAAUGAAUUCGCCUCGGUGGCCAUCCAGACAAUCGAGGACAUUCACAACAGGGCGUGCUUCGAAAUGUUUCCCGACACCAUUCUAGUCACAAAUGCAGUGAAGAAUUCUCUGCAUGUCAAUCCCUCCGGUCAACCCAGCGAUGGUCCAAUGGGAAUUAGUGUGGCGCUCACGCCAUCGCAAACCACCGUGACUGUGUCCAAGAGUAUGAUAACAAAUGCCUCGUUUAGAGCGAAGAAGCUUCCAGACGACAUACCAAUUCAGGCACCCAAAGACGAGGGUGGAGCUGCAGUGGCGGCCAGUGCGGGUCUUGUCAGUAUCACUGAGGAGUCACCUGAGGGUGGUGAGCCACAGUUGAGUCGCGGCUCGGCGGUCAGGAGUAGCAAUCCCAAGAGUCACAAGGUUCCCUUUGCCGCGGGCUUCAAGAAGCUGAAGGAGAAGGAUAAGGAUAAGGACAAGGAGGUCGGCUCGAAGGCGGUGACGAAGAAUGGAUCGGUGGAGCUGAAGGAGGUGCAGCAGCCGUCGAAAAAGUCUGCCCUCAAGGAGAAGAUUGCCAGUGCCCGGAAUGCGUCGCUGCACAUUGUGCAGUUCGGCGACACGACGACUGAUGGGGACAAGAGCCCGAAUCUGGCCACGAGGACCAAGAGUCUCGCGGCUGAGGUGGGAAAUGGACCCGUGGAGGGCGUGAUGACCAACGGUGGGGAUGCAAAGGCCGAGACGAUAGUGAGCGAUAGUCUGGAGAACACGGAAUCGGUGGAUUCGGGCACAGACAUGACCAUGGCUUCCUCCUCAGCACCCUCCAUUGAGGCCAAAAUGCAAAUAAGUCAAGUGUAAAGUAGUUCAGCACAUUCUGCAGAGAUGGUUUUGGAGGGAGUGCGAAGAGCAGAAGUCGGUUGUCUUUGAUAGCGAAGCGAAGGUUCUAAGAACGGCCAAAGAUUGGGUCUUUUUCACACCAACACAGCAAAUUGACAAUAAUUUGGAUUUUAUCUCAUAUGUUUUGGCCGCGAUUCAAGUGGGGAUUUUGUUAAGCUUUAAGAAGUUUAAAUUUUAUCUUCUAUUUCCACGGUAUUUUUUUUCAUGUGUUGGUAAAUAAAAUAUAAAUUCAUGAAGAGAUUUGACAUGAAAAUAAGCUUUUCGCGCGGUGAUUUUGAAUUUCCAAUAUUGACAUAAAUAAGGAAGAAAAGAUGCUCUAAAUCAUCCCGCGACGGAUGUAUUUUCAUGCUAAUCACUGUUUCUUUUGUUGUUUGGAUGAAAGAAAUCAAUCGGACGAACAAUGAAUAAGCAAUGCAUGCAAUGAAGAAUAAAUUUUGCAGAAGAGUGUGAAGAUUAAAUAGAUGAUGUAUUUAGUAUUUGUAUUAUAACCUGUUGAAUAUUUAUCCUCCCUAUUUAGCCGGGCAGUGUUGAUGAGAAGAGGGAAGACAGAAGUAGCGUGAAGAAGGAAUCAUUCUCCCCCAUUUCCAUCAGUGUCUUGUCAUCUCGAGAAACCUUCAAACCUGCCCUCAAGAGAGUCCUUUUAGGGUGUCUUAUCUUUUGUCCCUGUCAUCGUGUGUCUGUUUUUUUUAUUAGGUGAUACAAAUAGAGGAGAAUAAAACAUCCCAUUUUGUCAAUGUGGUGCAUUUCAUGAUGGGUGGAAAUAGAGAGAGAGAGAGAAAAGAGAAAUUUGAUGAAUGAGGAAAAGUGAGAAAAUUCUCUCGUAGAGAACUUUUCCACCUCUUUUGUACAAUCCCACCAUUUUCACUUAUCUUAUUCAUCGUUAUGAUGAAGGACGAGAGUGUGUUAGCAAUUUUUCGACCAAAUAUGUCGACUAUCAAAUUGUGACUUUCAAUGUGUAGUUUUUCUUUUCUUUUUGAGUGACUCUGAAACAUUUCUCACAGUUCAUUAGGGAGGAAAAAUCCCUCGUCAUUUCUCAUUCUGCUAAUUUACAAAAAAACCCACCCCGGAAGUGUCUGUAAACGUCUCACUGUCUCAGUGUUAUUUCCUUAGGACCGGUUUUUCCGAUCCUUCAUGAAUAUUUUGCCCCUAAUUUAGUUUAUCUUUGGAUUUAAUACACUCCUCUUCAUUGUUUACCCAUUCUAAUCGGUGUAAUUAUUCUGUAGUCUGUCUCAUUACUAAAGGAUUUAAUGCUCUAUUCUAAAAUGUAGAUUAAAUCGUCUCUUUCAGGUUGAUUUUGAAAUUGAGAGAGAGAGAGAGACAGAGAGAAUUUUUCACUCUUCACUUUUUGUAUGAUCGAUGCAUUGAAAUUCGAUAUAAACAAACACAUUUUAUUCUUGCGGGGCAAUUUUGCAUCACGUUGACAAUAAUAUGACGAAAAAUUUAAUUGUGUAUAAAUUCUCGGUAUGAAAUAAUUACAUAGAAAUUAAAUUAAACUUUGUGGAGAAUCUUUUGGUUGAUUAGGUAAAUUAUAAAUAGAUAAAAAAUAGGUUGUAGGCGCGCAUCAAUUUUAUUCUUUAUUAAAUUUUAAGGGCAAAAAAUGGCAGAAAUACACUUUCUUCAAUGGAAGAAAUGAGUUUAUCUGCAAUUUUUGUAUCCAAACUAAUCUUCCCAAUCAUCAGACUUUUUUCAAAAUUAUAUAGUGUGAUUGUACAUUUAGCUCAAAAAUUAACUAAUUAUUGGUAUUUGCUGCAAUUCUUUUAUUCCUGUGAACGUAGAUUUCGAUACAGACAUUUUUCUAUCUAUCAACAAAAUACUAUAGCAAUCCUUUAACAUAUCCUGCGUAAUAUUGUUUUUCAUUUUCACGCUUCCACAUGAAAAUAAUAAAAAAAAAAGAUUGACAUUUAAUAAAUUUGCAAGAUCAUCGAAAUUAUAUGGAGAAAAAAGCACAUGAGCAAAAAAAAUUAUAAAUGUUGUAAAAAUAUGUGGAUAUUUAUCGAGAAUAUUAGCUAAAAAGAAAAUAGUUUACAAGAAGUAAUGAAAAAGUAUAUCAAUGUUGAACUGUGAUUUUUGUGUUCUCAAUGCAAGAAGAAUAAAUAAACAAGAUGUAAUUAUUAACUGAAAGAUAUUCAAUUGAUGAAACACAAUUUUUCCUCAAUCAGUCCGUUAGGAUUUCUUCAAGAGUGGACGAGAAGAGAGUUUAAAGCAAGAUCCAAGAACAAAUCCGGAAACAGUAAUUCAUUUAAGUAUCUGUGCAUUGAUUUGGAAAGGGAGAAUUGAUAUUGUUGAUACCUAAAAACUAUACUGAUAUAUAUAUAUAUAUAUAUAUAUAGUGAAUCUAAAAUGUAAAUAAGGAGGAAGAAUGAUAUAUUUAAAAAAUAUAUACUAUGGUUAUAUGGUUAUUGAAAAAUA